AUUUUCAGUUCAAAUUAGUGCUACAAUGAAUUUAAGAGGAAAUUCAAGUGUGCGACAUAGUUCUCUGAUACGAAAAAAGCCAAGCACAGGAUAUAGUGAGGAAUCGUUUUCCAUCAUCUCAACACCCAUAAGCAUAUCUGCUGAAAAUGGCACACAGACACAAAAGAAGACAAUGCGACAAACUAACAGCUCACCGCUUGAAUGUCCAAAGAUCACGAAACAACUGACACCUCGCCCUAAAGUCAAACGGAAAAAAGUUAAAUAUAUGGAUUGGAAAAGGUAUCACAAAUUAAGCGUCAUUUAUGCAUUCAUCGAAGACUUGGAAAGAGAAUAUCCAGCAAUAUGCACGGUGUAUGUUAUUGGAAAAUCAACUGAAGGAAGAGAUAUUAAGAUGUUGAAGAUAUCGAACAGUGACGCAAACAACUCGGCCGUCUGGCUGGACGGCUCGAUACACCCCCGCGAAUGGAUAACCGCUGCUGUCGCCACCUUCAUGGCAGAACACAUUGUUAAGUCGUUUUAUAAUCUCUCCACAUCUAUGACUAAUAAGGACUGGCACAUUGUCCCGGUAUUAAAUCCAGACGGCUAUGAAUACUCACACACAAAAGAUCGCAUGUGGAGAAAAAACAGAGCGUGUUAUGAUGGAAAUUGUGUAGGAGUUGAUCUAAAUAGGAAUUUUAGUUACGGUUGGGGUCAUAAUGGAGAAGAAGGAUCAUCUGAAUCACCAGAAAGUGUAUUCUACAGAGGGCCAGAGCCGUUCUCAGAACCAGAAACUGCCGCUGUCAGAGAUUACAUCCUAGGAUCACCAAGCCAAUUUAAAGUAUUCCUGUCAUUUCAUAGCUAUUUCGAGAUGAUAAUAUUCCCAUGGGGUUUCAAAAAGGAUCCUAGUCCAGACUACUUAAAUCAAAUGGAAGCGGGGAUGCGGAUGGCGAAAGCGAUCUACGACUACAGUGGGAUGAUAUACAAAGUCGGUUGCACAAAGGACUUGACGUACUAUGCUUGUGGGACGUCGAUAGAUUGGAGCUACGCCAACGCGAAUAUCCCUUACUCCUACAUGAUAGAACUCAGAAGCAAGAAGUACAGAUUCAAACUGCCGAAAGACCAAAUAUUUGAAACGUGCAUGGAGAGUUGGUAUGCAGUCAAAAGUCUAAUGGAAUACGUCGAUAAUCCUAUUUAUCCACUGCAUAAGCCUACGACAAAAAGGAAAAGCACCAAGUUUGAAAUUACUGAACUAAAACCAGUAUAUUUACCAGUCCUUGUUGGUGAUGUGUUUGGAGCACUUCGUGAAAUGUCUGACGACGUGGUUGGCGAUAUACAAGGUAAAUACGACAACGUAAAAAAGGACGAAAGCACAAUUUCACUGUUCAGAAGGAACAAAAAGAAAAACACUCCCCAAGCUUGUAAUGCCUUGACCAACCCCCAUUCAUCAUUCCGAAACUAUAACCUAUAUUUCGACACCCAACCUAAGGUAUAUAACUCUAUUAUUGAUCAAUAUGAUUGCCCACUCAACUGUUCGCCACAUUCUUACUGCAAGUGUGAAGAAGGAGAGAAGAAGAACUUGGUAGAAAAGAAGCCUAAAGUACAAUCUCGAUAUAUGGACUUUUACUACAAAAAUCUACAGGAAAAACAACAAUCGGCACCUUGCGAGUGUUGCUCGCAUUUUUUUAAUUCAAAUAUGAUGACACAAAACUGGUCAAUGUGCGAAUCAACUCCAAUACCAUUAUCCUUCUAUGAAAAUCAAAGUCCUAUUCAUCAGACGACUGUGAAGCGCAAGCGAAACGAUACGAAGUCACGGUAUAUGGAUUUCCUUAAGACGAAAAACGAUCCGAUGGAAGACGUAAGAACCAAAAUCCAGUCACCACCAUACUCAUAUUUUGAAAGCUUCAAUACUAUUCCUAUAUACAAAAGUAAAAAGGACGAGUGUAAUUACAGUAAAGAAAUCAAUAAUUGUUACGUCAUCAACCCACGUUCACCAACUCAGUACUACGAUGAUCCAGACAGGCGAUCAAGAUUAUUCAACGACAUUAUGGAUCAAGACUAUCCGAUGAAACAGUUGCUAACACAUAUUGAAGAAGACGAAGACUUCCAAGAACACCCUUCCAUUGAACCUCGUAACAUGGAAUUUAACCAUCAAAUUCAACAUGAGAAGAAAGAAUUUGCUAAAAGUGUUUCCCCGUCACAUUCUUGUGGUGAAGGAGAGUUUAAAAAACCUUCCGUGAAACCUCGUUACACGGAUUUUAACCAUCAAUGUCAAGAUGAAGAGAACGAAUUAAAUAUGUGUGUUUCGCCAGCAAAUUCUUGUGUCGAUAUAGAUUUGGAUGGAAACCCAAGGAAGAACACACGUACAAAAUCACGUUACAUGGAUUUUUACAACAAAAAUCGAAAUCUAAGAAAAGAAUCGGCUGCUGGCGAAGAUAGUUUGGAUGCACCUAAUUCGUAUCCAACACUCUACAAUAGCCCACAUGAAGCUACCGAAACAGUUUUAAGUGAUCAGUAUCCUGCUAGCGAGUCGAAUGACACGCAUAAAACACUUGUAAUCAAAUCACGGUAUAUGGAUUGGGGAAAAGACCGACCGUCUAAUGUAUUGCAAAAAGCAUCUCAACUAGACUGGAAUGAUUAUCAUCGAUUGGAAACCAUACACAAUUUUUUGGAUGACAUGCAGAACAACCAUCCUUCUAUUUGCACUACCGGUGUCAUCGGAUCGUCAAUAGAAAAACGGGAUCUUAAGGUUCUGAAAGUGUCAAACAGUAACGUUGGGAACGCCCACGUGUGGAUCGACGCCGGCAUACAUGCGCGAGAGUGGAUCGCGCCCGCCGUCAACACAUACAUUAUCAACUACAUCGUCAAAAACUUCGAUGAACUGCCUGACUGCAUAACCAAUAAGGAUUGGCAACCUUUGACUUGUCUUAGGUACUUCCUCCCGGUAGUGAAUCCAGACGGCUACGAAUUUUCUCACACUAACUCUCGCAUGUGGCGCAAAAACAAAGCAUGGCACGGCAGGGAAUGCUUGGGCGUUGAUCUUAACAGGAAUUUUAGCUUCGGUUGGGGCUGUAAAGGCUCAUCAAACGACCCAAAGAGUCCGUUUUACCACGGUCCUCACCCGUUUUCUGAACCGGAAUCUAGAGCUUUAAGAGAUAUGUUACAAUCGUCCGGGAUUAAAUUCAAAGUAUACAUAACAUUGCACAGCUUCGGAGAAGUUAUUUUAUUUCCAUUUGCUUAUCGAGAUGAGCUCUGCCCGGACUACGUCCGUCUAUUAGAAGGAGCCACUGUUAUGUCUAAGGCGAUUUAUACGGCAAGUGGAAACAUAUACAAAGUAGGCAUUUCUCGAGAUGUGAUGUACGGUGCUGCCGGCACCAGCUGCGAUUGGAGCUACGGGGAGGCAAAGAUCCCCUUCUGCUACCUUCUAGAGCUUAGAAGCAAGAAACACAAGUUUAAAGUACCACAGAUAGAAAUAGAGGAGACAGGCAAAGAAAUUAUGAGUGGUAUUAUGGCGCUGAUGAAGUUUGUAGAUAAUUAUGACUUGGAUGGUAACUUUAUUGAAGACCCGACACUGUGAAUACGAAUGAUAAAGUCAGUAAAGCAAUUUUAAUCAGUA
Messenger RNA from Cydia fagiglandana, 3592 nucleotides. RefSeq lists its product as uncharacterized. The transcript has 16 exons. Gene Ontology annotation, molecular function: zinc ion binding; metallocarboxypeptidase activity. Bases 26 to 3553 code for a protein of 1175 amino acids. Gene Ontology annotation, biological process: proteolysis. The record is from RefSeq and is a predicted model, not a curated record. Lineage: Eukaryota; Metazoa; Arthropoda; Insecta; Lepidoptera; Tortricidae.